Molecule: messenger RNA, 4220 nt
Organism: Echinops telfairi (small Madagascar hedgehog)
Lineage: Eukaryota; Metazoa; Chordata; Mammalia; Afrosoricida; Tenrecidae
Product: integrin alpha-X
Exons: 30
Coding region: 1-3384 (1127 amino acids)
Biological process (GO): integrin-mediated signaling pathway; cell-matrix adhesion; cell adhesion mediated by integrin
Cellular component (GO): external side of plasma membrane; integrin complex
Molecular function (GO): integrin binding
Source: RefSeq, a predicted model, not a curated record
AUGGAUGGACCCUUUGGCCGCAAGAAGGGGCCCAGGAAUAGGCGCCAUGGCGAGGAUGCGUGGUCCACUUGUGUUCCUGGUGGCCCCGGAGCUUGGAGCUCCACGUUGGACUGGCAAGUCAUGACCCAAACAGUCCUCCUUCUGCUGAUGGCCUUAGCUUCUUCCCUCUGCUUCAACUUGGACACGGACAGGCCAACCAUCUUCCACGUGGACAGGCCUGGGUUUGGAUACAGCGUGGCUCAGUACGACACCUGGGUGGUGGUCGGGGCUCCCCAAGAGGUGAAGGCUGUCGACCAGACAGGAGGCAUCUACCGGUGUGCCUACAAGGGGGGCACUUGCGAGGCUUUCCCCCUGCAAGUCCCCACAGAGGCUGUGAACAUGUCCCUGGGCCUGUCUCUGGCAGCUGCCACCAACCCCUCCCAGCUGCUGGCCUGUGGCCCCACUGUGCACCGUGCAUGCAGGGAGAACAUGCACUUGAAUGGGCUCUGCUUCCAGCUAGCUGCCUCCUCCCAAGGGGCCCAGAGAUUGCCCGCUGUUCUUCAGGAGUGUCCAAAGCAGGAGAAAGAUAUCAUGUUCCUGACUGACGGCUCAGGCAGCAUCUCCUCCUCCGAUUUCGCCACCAUGCUGAACUUUGUGAAGGCCGUGAUGAGCCAGUUCCAUCGACCCAGCACCCAGUUUGCCCUGAUGCAGUUCUCUGAUAAAUUCCAACUACAUUUCACUUUCAACGAGUUCAAACGCAGCUCAGCCCCCCAAGACCUAUUGGACCGUGUGAACCAAAUGACCGGGUGGACUCACACAGCCACGGCCAUUAAAAAAGCCACGCAGUAUAUGUUCAGGACCCAAGAUGGGGCCCGAAACGAUGCCACCAAGAUCCUCAUCGUCAUUACUGACGGGCAGAAACAAAGAGAUGAGCUAGACUAUGCGGAUGUCAUUCCCGAAGCAAACAAGGCGGGCAUUCUUCGCUACGCUAUUGGGGUGGGAUCAGCUUUUCAAAGUGCCAACUCCAGGCAAGAAUUGCAACUGAUUGCAUCAAAGCCCUCCCAGGAGCAUGUAUUUCAUGUGGAAAACUUUAACGCCUUGAGGGACAUUCAGAAUCAGCUGAAGGAGAAGAUCUUUGCCAUCGAGGGGACACAGUCCACAAAGGCGAGUUCCUUUGAACUGGAGCUGUCUCAAGAGGGCUUCAGUGCUGUGUUCUCCCCUGAUGGACCGGUUCUGGGGGCCGUAGGGAGCUUCAGUUGGUCUGGAGGGGCCUUCUUGUACCCCCCCAAGAUGAGCCCCACCUUCAUCAACAUGUCUCAGGAGCACGUGGACAUGGAGGACUCCUACCUAGGUUAUGCCAUCGAGUCGGCUCUUUGGAAGGGGGAGCAGAGCCUGGUCCUGGGUGCCCCCCGCCACCAGCACACCGGAAAGGUUGUCAUCUUCACCCAGGGGCCGAAGCGAUGGUUACCACAGGCUGAAGUCACAGGGACCCAGAUCGGCUCCUACUUCGGGGCCACCCUCUGCUCUGUGGAUGUGGACAGAGAUGGCAGCACGGACCUGGUCCUCAUUGGGGCCCCCCAUUACUACAAGCAGACCCGUGGGGGCCAGGUGUCGGUCUGUCCCCUGCCCCAGGGGAGGAUCCUGGGCUCCCAGCUGUCUCCCAGUCUGCAGUUUUUCGGCCAGUCUCUGAGUGGGGGGCAGGAUCUGUCCCAGGACUGGCUGGCGGACCUGGCCGUGGGGGCCCAAGGACACGCCGUGUUGCUCCGGAGCAGGCCUGUUCUGAAUGUGUGGGUGAAAAUGAGCUUCAGUCCAGAGGAGAUUGCACGGUCCCUGUUUGAAUGUCGUGACCAGGCAGCCCCUGCCCAGCCCCUGGGGGAUGCUGAAGUCUGCCUUACUAUUUCCCCAAGUUCUCGGAACUGGCUUGGUAACCUCCAGAGCUCUGUGACCUAUGACCUGGCACUAGACCCCGGCCGCCUGAGUCCCCGUGCCAUCUUUGAGGCAACCCAGGCUCGAAAUCUGACCCAAGUCCAAGUCCUUGGGCUGGGUCGGCAUUGUAGCACCGUGAAGUUGCUCCUACUGGCCUGCGUGGAGGACUCAGUGACCCCCAUCACCUUUCGUCUCAACCUGUCCCUGGAGGGAAAACCCAUCCCCUCUUACGGAAGCCUGCAGCCCAUGCUGGAUUUGGAUGCGGAGAGAUACUUCGUGGCAUCCCUCCCCUUUGAGAAGAACUGUGGGACUGACCGCAUCUGCCAGGAUGACCUUCGUAUCUCCUUUGACUUCUCCGGCUUGAAGAUGCUCCUGGUUGGGAGUCACCUGGAGCUGAACAUGCACGUGACCGUGGGGAAUGACGGCGAGGACUCCUAUGGGACCACCAUCGUCUUCUCCCACCCAACAGGGCUGUCCUAUCGACGUGUGACAGUAGCCCAGAACCCUCCGCCCUUGCCCUCCCCUCGUCUGACAUGUGAGAGCCGGCGGGCUGAGAGUCGAGGCCCCUGGAAGACCAGCUGCAACAUCAACCACCUCAUCUUCCGCGGGGGCACUCAGCUCACCUUUGUGGCCACCUUUGACGUCGACCCCAACGCCAAGCUCGGGGACCAGCUGCUCCUGAUGGCCAAUGUCAGCAGUGAGAAUAACACCCCCAGGACCAGCAAGACCACCUUUCAGAAGGCGCUCCCGGUGAAGUAUGCUGUCUAUGUCGUGAUCAACAGUCAUGCGCCAUCCACCAAGCACCUCAACUUCUCAGCCUCGGAGGAGGAAGAGAGCGGUGCGAUCCAGCACAGGUACCAGGUGAGCAACCUGGGCCAGAGGAAACUGCCUGUCAGCAUCAGCUUCUGGGUGCCCGUGGAGCUGAACGGAGUGGCUGUGUGGAAAGGAAUAGAAGUCCUUCCCCAGCAGGGUCCGUUCUUUCAGUGCUCUGGCGAGAAAACAGAGCCCCCCGAGUCCGACUCCCUGAGCCGCGUGCAGAAGCAGCCUGUGCUGGACUGCUCCGUUGCCACCUGCCUGAAGUUCCAGUGUGAUAUCCCCUCCUUCGACAUCCUGAAUGAGUUUGACUUCAUCCUCAAGGGCAACCUCAGCUUCGGCUGGGUCCGCCAGACACUGCAGAAGAAGGUGUUGGUCAAGAGUGUGGCUGAAAUCAAGCUAAACGGAGCCAUGUAUUCCCAGCUGCCCGGACAGGAGGCAUUCAUGAGAACACAGGUGGAGACAGUCUUGGAGAAGUACGAGGUCUAUAACCCCAUCCCCAUCAUCGUGGGCAGCUCCGUGGGAGGUCUGUUUCUACUGGCUCUCAUUACAGCCACACUGUACAAGAUCGGCUUCUUCAAACGCCAGUACAAGGAUAUGAUGGAGGAAGCAAAGGAAGGAGCUACCCCCGAAAGAGAGGCGUCAGACUCCCCAUUUGCCCAAUAAGCAACCCUCACCCCUACCUCCUGUUCUUCUCUGGAUCUGAUUUCCCUGAAGAUAUUCCUCUUGCUCUCCCCUAAGCCAAGGGCAAGGAGGGAGAAAUAUUCCUCACGAGGGAGGUUCAGAUCAGGCGGCUUCUCUUGGUAGAAACUCUGCCUGGGAAGGACCGUUUGCCUUGUCAGCACUCCAGCUGGAAACUUCGAUCACAAGGUCCCUACCGGGCACCCACCAGAGGUCUUGGCUUUGAAAUUCUACCUGGAAAUACGUAGACGAUGGCCCCAGAUGCCAGUUUCCCUUCUUGCCCUGGGCACCAGUGAUGUUUAGGAAAUGGCACACUUGUCCUCACCCAUCUCCGGUGGCUCCCUGCUGCUUUCAGGAUAACAGCCCCACACUCUGGGCCUGGUGUGACAAGUCCAGUUUACGCCCCGAGCCUCCCAGCCACCCUGGUUUUCUCCGAAAUCCAGUCGGCAUCGACCCCUUCAUCCCUCUUUAUAGUCUUCCCCCAGAUUGUCCAGCCUGAGCUAGGAAUGAACUGUCUGCCCACUGGAACUCAUAACCUGGCCUCCUACAUUGGGCAACAUUGCUCGUUGGCCGAGAGGAGUGUCUGCUCCAACACCAUGGCGGCUCGGUCUCAAAAAAAGGCCCAGGUCAUGUGUUUGUUUUGUUUUGUAUUGUUUUUGAGGCUCCAAUGUAUUAAAGCAAUGAAGGAAUGUCAGGAAAUGAUGACCAAAUAUGUGUGUUUUUAGUAUUUGCGUUAAGAAGAAACUAUCACACAAAAUGAGGCGUUUAGCUUUCUUGGGGAAUAUGUCAACUAUCUAAAUAAAGGCCUUUUGUGGACAUGA